UUAUAUCGGCCCUAACUUUAAUUGAAUUUUUGUUCAAAAUUUGAGAUGAAUUUACUGCUACAACUUGGACAGUAAAUGCUACAGUAGCUAUAGUAGCAAUAGCUACCCACAAAAAAACAAUGACGAAACGGCACACAUUUAAAAAUACCUUGACCAAAACACUGUGGAAGGGACACGCUGCCCGACAUUGCCGCAGGCAAAUAUGGGAACGUGUGCAUUUGAGUGGGGAGCCAAGAGAGAGCGACAGAGGGAGAGAGAGAGAGCAGAAGCAGGCGCCAGCAUCAGAAACUAAUCAACGGACUUUGAUGGCGACGACGACGACGACGACGACACCUGCAACAAAGCCAGCAUAAAAACCUCAAAUGAGAUUUAAUGGCACGGCAAGGAGGAGCUGAGCAGCAGCAGCCCAGUUGGAUGCGAGGUGUUGGCUAUUUUUAAACCACAAGGACCGAGCCGCGCAGCAGGUACAGCAGCCUGGGUAGAGCAAAAGGAUAACGAUUGCUGGCCGCACAGUUUCACUUUGGUCGCUGAAUAUGGAGGCCGCUUGGCUACUAGCUCUGGGAUUAGCUCUGACUCUGGAGGCGAUUCGCAGCAGCAGUGGACAGCAGCAGCAAGUGGCUGCCAGCAGCAAACAGUCGCAACUGUGGCUGGAUUGCUCCUGCCUGCAUGCCAAUGAGCGGAAUGCCAGCCAGUGGGGCAGGGUGAGCAUCAAUGCGAGUCAGGCACUCGGCGCCAAGAACAACUGCCUGAUGGUGUUCAUCGGGGGCAUGGAUGAUGAGCUGGUUGCCUUUCAGCUUGAGCAGUUGCAGCUGCGCGCCGGGUGCUUGGACAGCGUUGAGAUUUUUCCGUAUCUGCGCGAGCCCGUCAUCGAGAACUCAACACUGCCGGCGGACACUUUCUGCCUGCAUAGCAAUAAUCGCACUGCCACGCCUAUUUAUAGCUCGGGCAGGCUGCUGGGAUUGCGGCUGCGUUUCCAGCAUCCGCCCACAAAGUUGGACAAUUGGAAGCUGAACCUCACAGCCAGCUAUAGCUUUCUGAAACGAGAAAACUUCAAAACGGAGGGGCGGUUGGUGCCGCACAGCUACUGCGAUUUUUACUUCUUUGCCAGUUUGGCCGGGGAGGUGGGCAGCCUGGGGCAGGGCUACUUUCACUCGCCCCGCUUUCCCGCUCACUAUCCCGCACACAUCAAGUGCGCCUACAAGUUCAUCGGGCGGCCCGAUACUCGCGUGGAAAUCCUCUUCGAGGAGCUGCAACUGCCGCCAGUGCUUAGCGGCGGCUGUCAGCUGGAUGCGCUGACAAUCUUCGAUGCGGAGUCCGCACACAUGAACGCCGUGCUGGAUGUCCUGUGCACGCCCUGCCCCACGCGUCGACUCGUGAGCAGCGGCCCGGAUAUGCUGCUGGAGUUUAAUGCCAGCUCGAAUCGUACAGCCAAAGGAUUUCGCGGUAAGUACAAGUUUGUGUCAACUGGACAGGGGUCGCCGUUGCCACCCCCGCCAGCACCCAUACUGGAGGCAGCCAGUGUGGCAUCGAAGCAGGAGAAGCUGCUGGCCAACAGCGUGAACAGUCUUCAGGCGGAUGCGGAGCUGUCGAAGCCCGGACGUUCAUUUGAGAAAUGCCAGCACACGUACGAUUCGCGUGUAAACAAAUCAGGCACAUUCGAGUCGAAUCAGCUGUUCUUCAGCAAGAACUUUGGCGUUACCAACACUGGCGGGAGAAGCAUUCUCUGCCGCUACAAUUUUGAAGCGCAACCGCCCGAACGCAUUCAAAUCCGAUUUCAUGACUUUAAUAUACCAACCAUACACGAAAACUCCACUGAAUGCCAGGCAAAUGAUGCUCUCCACGUGAUGAUUGAAGUGCGCGGCAGAUACGAGACACGGGAGCUUCUGUGUGGUGCGUUUCUGCCCAAACCUCUGAUGUCGAAUGGCCCGCAGAUCCAUAUGCAGUACUUUGGAAAGUAUCCACCAGAAAUGACCAACAAGGUGCAGUAUUACGGAUUUCGUGCGGAGUACAGGUUCCUAACAAAUUUUGGCAUCAUGUCGGGCGUCCAACAGGGCGAGGAAUGCACUUUCGUCUACAACAGCAGCGAACGCAUCAGCGGCCUCUUCCAUUCUCCCAAUUUUCCUGGAUAUUAUCUGGAGAACGUGGUGUGCAACUAUUACUUCUACGCCGGCAGAGACGAACGAGUUGUCGUACAUUUUACUUACUUUGAUGUGGAGGGCAUUGGCGCUUGUGAUCACCAGACCGCCAGCGACUAUGUGGAGUUUUCGAAUUUCAUGAGCACAGAUCGCAAGUACAGUAAAUACUGUGGCAAGCUGCAGGACUUUGAAAUGCGCUCGGAUGGUCAUUUCUUUCGGGUGACACUGCACUCCAACGAUCGGUUUGUGGCCAUUGGAUUUCGCGCCCUGUACACAUUUGAGCCGAUUCCAAUAAAUAACUCCAACGCCGAUUUGCGGGGCAAUGCCUCAAUGCAGAGUUAUGUGUCUCGUGCACCUUCAAAGCAGGAUUUCUACAACUUAGUUGCUCUUAUUUUGGUUACAAUUUCAUUUAUAAAACAUAAUAUAUAAAAAUAAUGCAUUCAAAUUUCGAUGUAUCUUAAGGGCCAUCGAUGACGGAACUUCAUUAUCAUGUUAUCAUUAGCAACCGUGUUUUUAACAGCUAAUCACCUGGGCAAAAGUUGCUUUUAUAUUGUGGAGUCACCAGUGCCGCCAUGUUAUCAGAGGAAUAAAUACACUUGUAUAGUCUGAUCGCUACUAAUAACUAUUCGGUUGUCGUACACGGCAAGAACACCAGAAGAAGCGAAUAAUUUCGAACUGAUAAGGAAUUA
Drosophila guanche is the source of this 2824-nucleotide messenger RNA. It is a transcript of the gene Sol1, whose product is annotated as suppressor of lurcher protein 1. The record is from RefSeq and is a predicted model, not a curated record. The transcript has 7 exons. Gene Ontology annotation, cellular component: plasma membrane. The coding region runs from base 534 to 2564 and encodes 676 amino acids. NCBI's taxonomy places the organism in Eukaryota, Metazoa, Arthropoda, Insecta, Diptera, Drosophilidae.